GGUUGGAAUGAAGUAGAAUUGGCGGGCAUUUGGUCGUCACUCUCACUCCCGCGGCCCCGCCGCACCACCUCAUCCAUCCCACGAAUCCUAUCGCCUCCGCCUUCUCCAUCCUUCACCACCCCGACGACCAUGGCCAUCACCUCCUCCUCCUCCUCGCCGCCCGCCGCCCACCACCCCUUCUCUUUCCCUCGCCGCGCCAAGCAACACGGGCGCCCCCGCCUCGCCGCCGCCUCCUCCAGGUGGGCGAACCGCAGGGCCAGCUCCUCCAUAUGGGUCAACCCGGCCGCGCCGCCCCGCCCUGGCCAGACGCUGCGCCGCCUCGUCCAGCUCGGGGACCUCGACGCCGCGCUCCGCCUCCUCCUCCUCCCCGGCGCGCUGCCCGCCCCCGCCGCCGCCCUCAUCUCCUGCAACAUACUCAUCAAGAAGCUCUGCGCCACCCGCCGCCUCGCCGACGCGGAGCGCGUGCUCGACGCGCUCAAGGCGGCCGCCGCCGCGGACGCCGUCUCGCACAACACCCUCGUCGCGGGCUACUGCCGCGACGGCCGCCUCGCCGACGCGGAGCGCGUGCUCGGCGCGGCCAGGGCGACCGGCGCGGCCAACGUCGUCACCUACACCGCGCUCAUCGACGGGUACUGCCGCUCCGGCCGCCUCGACGACGCGCUCCGCCUCAUCGCCUCCAUGCCCGUGGCGCCCGACACCUACACCUACAACACCGUGCUCAAGGGCUUGUGCAUCGCCAAGAAGUGGGAGGAGGCCGAGGAGCUCAUGGCAGAGAUGAUCAGGAACCGUUGCCCUCCCAACGAGGUGACAUUCGCCACGCAGAUCCGUUCUUUCUGCCAGAACGGGUUGCUCGACCGCGCCGUCCAACUGCUCGACCAAAUGCCUAGGUACGGAUGCACUCCUGACGUUGUCAUUUACAGCACCCUUAUCAAUGGAUUCUCAGAGCAAGGGCAUGUCGACCAAGCCCUCGACCUUCUCAACACUAUGCUAUGCAAGCCCAACACCGUUUGCUACAAUGCUGCGUUGAAGGGUUUAUGCAUCGCCGAGCGAUGGGAGGAUAUCGGUGAGCUGAUGGCUGAGAUGGUUAGGAAGGGUUGCUCGCCAAACGAAGCUACAUUCAGCAUGCUGAUCAGUUCCUUGUGCCAAAAUAAUUUAGUGGACAGCGCAGUCGAAGUUCUUGAGCAAAUGGAGAAGUACGGGUGUGAGCCUGACACCGUCAAUUACAAUAUAAUCAUCAAUUCCUUGUCUGAACGAGGGCGCGUGGAUGAUGCCCUCAGGUUGCUGAACAGCAUGGUGUGUAAGCCUGAUGCCCUUGGUUUUAAUGCUGUGUUGAAGGGCUUUUGUAGAGCUGAACGAUGGCAUGAUGCUAGUGAGCUUAUUGCUCAGAUGUUUAGGGAUGAUUGCCCUCUAAUUGAAAUGACCUUUAAUAUACUGAUUGACAUGCUUUGCCAAAAUGGUCUGGUCAACUAUGCAACCCAAGUGUUUGAGCAAAUGCCAAGGUACAGAUGUACGCCUGACAUUGUCACAUACAGCAGUCUUCUUAAUGGCUUUUCUGAACAAGGUCUUGUAGAGGUUGCCAUUCAGUUAUUUAGAAGCAUGCCGUGCAAGCCUGAUAUCUUUAGCUACAAUGCUGUGUUGAAGGGUUUGUGCAGAGCUGCACGAUGGGAAGAUGCUGGGGAGCUUAUAGCUGAGAUGGUUGGAAAGGAUUGUCCCCCAAAUGAAGUAACGUUCAAUAUAUUAAUCAAUUCCUUGUGCCAAAAAGGGCUGGUUGAUCGUGCAAUUGAGGUUCUUGAGCAAAUGCCAAACUAUGGAAGUACACCUGAUAUUUUUACAUAUAACGCCCUUAUCAAUGGCUUUUCUGAACAAGGCCGUUUGGACGAUGCCCUCAAGUUAUUGAGCACCAUGUCAUGUAAGCCUGAUGCUAUUUCUUAUAACUCUACAUUGAAGGGUUUGUGUAGAGCUGAGCGGUGGCAGGAUGCAGAGGAGCUUGUAGCUGAGAUGCUUAGGAAUAAGUGCACUCCAAAUGAAGUAACAUUCAAGUAUGCUAAUCAUUUACUUAUGCCUAACAGGGCUGGUUGACUGUAAAAUGUAUGUAACACUUCUUCCACGUGGAGUGGUACACUGGUCUCACCAAUGACAUUUUCCUAUGGUUGUGGACUAUUUCCUGAAGUCUGAAGCAGCACAGCUGUACAGUACUGACAGAUUCUGCUAUUACGCCGCAUUGAAGGCUUUGUUUAAAAAUAAGCAAGAGGAAUUUGAGAGCUUAUAAUUUUGAUAAGGGAUGAAAGGGGUGAUUGAAAACGGUUUCCUGAAGGAUGAUAAUGACUGCAAAUGAUUUUCGGAGGAAUCAUGUUGAGGAAUUGUUUUGGUCAAAACAAGUUAAAUUUUUGUUCUUCUCAGGAUUCCUAGAGAGCAGUAUGAAAGCAAAGAUCUUGUCCAGCAUUUUGUAUAUCAUUCAAGGAAUAUUCUAAUUUCGGGAAAAACAGUUCCAUUUCAGUACUUUGUUGUUAAAUUAUUUGGCUAAUAUUUCUAGUACCACGCCAUAUAUUGUCUUGGUACAGUGCAUAGUUCAGCCGUAGGACAAAGACCAAGCAUAUUUUAGCCCAUUUUGGGCUGAGACACAUGCCAUACUUGCAGUUCCUUGGUUUGUUGCUUGACAAGAAUACCUUAAUAUGAGUGCAACAUGCAAGAUCUUAGGUUUUGUCAAUCUGUCAGAACUUCAAAUGUUCAAGUCUUCAAUGAAUGUUAUCAACUUCUCAUUACAAGUUUGGAGAAAAAUCCAGAGAUUUUUUGUGUAUGAACUUGUCAUGGUCAUGGGUAUGACAAUGGAGCACUCAGUAUCAAUCUCAACUUUCACUUGGUAGCAGUUCAUUAACCAGCCGGUAGUAAGAUCAAGGUGUGCCAACGACCUCAUCAGUUAAUGAGAAACAAUAAGAGCCUGUUCGGUUAAUCCUGAUGUGGCCUUCAAAUUCCCCCGAUCCACAUCAAGAAACUCGAACCCUGGUAAAUAAACUUAAUUUUGUAACAGCUGGCUUCUAGAAAUCAUAUAUACACAGAAUAAUGUCUACUUAAUUUUUAGCCAUAUGCAACCUAAUGUAAGUUUAUACAGCCAAGAAAUAUGAUCAAGUCUAAAAGGAAUUCGACAGGCAGGAGUGGGUUUUGCUUGCUUA
Oryza sativa Japonica Group (Japanese rice) is the source of this 3170-nucleotide messenger RNA. Its product is annotated as pentatricopeptide repeat-containing protein At1g09900. NCBI's taxonomy places the organism in Eukaryota, Viridiplantae, Streptophyta, Magnoliopsida, Poales, Poaceae. The record is from RefSeq and is a predicted model, not a curated record. Gene Ontology annotation, molecular function: protein binding.